GAGGCCGGCGCGCUGAGCCGCGUGGGGUGCUCGUGGCCGUGGGCCACGCCGCGGUAGCCGCCACCGCCUCCUUGCACCACGGCACCAUGUCCGGGCAGCUGGAGCGCUGCGAGCGCGAGUGGCACGAGCUUGAGGGAGAAUUUCAGGAAUUGCAGGAAACGCACAAGAUCUACAAGCAGAAGCUGGAGGAGGUGACAGCUCUGCAGACUUUGUGUAGCGGCUCCAUCAACAAGCAGAAGAAGCGGCUGAAGGACUUGAAGUACACACUCCAGAGGUACAAAUGCCAUGCCAGCCAGGAGGAGGUGGAGCUCGUUCAGCAGAUGAGCGCCAACAUCAGGGAACGGCAGAACAUCUUCUUCGACAUGGAGGCCUACCUGCCCAAGAAGAAUGGGCUAUACUUAAAUCUGGUCCUGGGCAAUGUGAACGUGACCCUUCUCAGCAACCAGGCCAAGUUCGCCUACAAGGACGAGUAUGAGAAGUUCAAGCUCUACCUGACGAUAAUCCUGCUCCUUGGUGCUGUGGCAUGCCGAUUUGUCCUUCACUACAGGGUGACAGACGAAAUCUUCAACUUCCUGCUCGUAUGGUAUUACUGCACCCUGACGAUACGGGAGAGCAUUCUCAUCAGCAAUGGCUCAAGGAGCCAGGCAGCCAGGCAGAGGCCUUGGUGCAGUGAGAACAGCAAGUAUCAAGACCCUGAGGUGGCGGCAGCAGGCUUGGUGGGUUCCAGGAUCAGAAGGACCAGGAUCAAAGGCUGGUGGGUGUCUCACCAUUAUGUUUCCACGUUCCUGUCAGGAGUGAUGCUGACUUGGCCCAACGGACUUAUUUACCAGAAGUUUCGCAAUCAGUUCUUAGCGUUUUCUAUUUUUCAGAGCUGUGUGCAGUUCCUACAGUAUUAUUACCAGAGGGGCUGCCUGUACCGGCUGCGUGCCCUGGGAGAGCGGAAUCACCUGGACCUCACGGUGGAAGGAUUCCAGUCCUGGAUGUGGCGGGGUCUCACCUUCCUCCUGCCUUUCCUCUUCUGUGGCCACUUCUGGCAGCUCUACAAUGCCGUCACGUUGUUUGAACUCUCAAGCCACAAGGACUGCCAAGAAUGGCAGGUGUUUGUCUUGGCACUUACGUUUCUCGUCCUCUUCCUUGGCAACUUCCUGACCACACUCAAAGUCGUGCAUGCCAAACUCCAGAAAAACAGAAACAAGACAAAGCAGCCAUGAGCCACGGCACUCUUGUGCCCCUUGGACCCCUGGACUUUGGGACUGCUGGGGGACUCUGGUCGGCACUCCUGCUGCCGAUGUCCUCCCCAGCAGCGGCGGUGACCACUGGCUGCAGUGAUCAGGGGCCAGUGCGUUGUGGGGAGCAGGGCCGAGGCCCCGGUCUCUGGCCGAACACAAGGAAUGUGAGCCCAGCCCAUCCGUGCAGUAUUAGCCCACCCAGCCUCCCUAUUUAUAAGCAUAUUUAAUACCAGGUCCCCCCAAUUCCCCUGGAACCCGAGGCUUUCCCCACGGCCCUGGGCAGUGGCCAAGACUGGGCCAGUCUUCCUGGGAAGGGGCCUACAGCCUCAGGGAGUCCCUCUGUCCUCUCCUCCCUCCCGUCAUUUGAGCUCCUCAGGUUGGGGUUUGGAUGUGCCUCGCUGGGGUCGGAUUUAUGCUGUACUGCUGCUUACUGAGUCCCAGGCAUGGGGUUGAAUGAAGCUCUGAGUGUCCUGUGGAGCACCCCGCCCUGGGCUACACCGCUUCUGCUGUAAGCUCCUGCCGUGGCGGGGCAGGGGGUGGGGGUUAAAGUUCUCAGAGAACCACUGUCUUUGCCUCCUGUUGUUUUGCUUUCUGAGUCUUUUCCCUGUUUGUUGGGGAACAGGGGCCUGCCCGCUAAGGCCUGGAGGGCUUGGACCCUUAGAAUGACACCAAUGGGUUUUCUUAUUGAGGGUCACCACCAGAGGGCGCUCCAGCCCCUAGAUUGUUUUAACUGAGGGCAGUUCUGACACUGAAAGUUUGGGUCUGCUCUUGGGAGUUUCCUGACCCUCACACCUCAGCCCACUUCCCCAAGUUCUUGCACUGAGUACUCAGGAAGUGGGACCAAGACUCUCAGCCUGCCAGGGGUUUAAGCCAUCAUGGAGGUCACCUAUUUUCCACCUUCCUCCCUUCUCAGGGGUUCUGGAAUGUUCCAGGGGUUGUUAGCAGGGCCCACCCCUCAAGAGGCCAGAUUCUGAGGCCUAGGAAGGUCUGGUAACCCAGCGUUAGAUCCUCUAUUAGUGGUAAGGGUGGAGAAUCCAGUGGGUUCAGUUGAAUGUUCUACUCAGUCUCACUCAUGGGCCUCAGCUGCCCUUAGAGACGUCCCUACAAAUCCACUUAGACUAGAAUUCACAGCUGAUGCCCACAGACAUGUUUUGUUUGGCCCUCAAUGGGAUUUAAAAAAAUUGUUUCAGUUACAUUUUUAAAAUGCGAGAUUCUCCCUCAUCCCCCUCACCUCAGUCAAGAUUCCACAUAAGGACCCAAUUUCUACUUUCCCUAGAAAAAUGGUAAAGAUCUGGCAGCAUUCCUGCGGGGCGGCACUUGGCUAGGUUUAAGUCAGCCUUCGUAGUUUGCCACAGGCCCUGCCACUCCCUUUUAUACCGGUGCUCCUUCCCUGUUCAGGUCUGCCAUCUGGCUCUUUAGGUGCUUUGGUUUGCCUUAGACUAGAAGUCAACACUUUUUUGGAAAAGGGCCAGAUGGUGAGUAUUUUAGGCUUUGCAGGCCAUACUGACUCUGUUGCACCCUACAGUUGUAGGGUGAGGGCAAUACAGAAAUGAAUGGGCGCGGCUAUGUUCCAAUAAAACUUUAUUCACAAAAACAGGCAGCGACCAGAUUUGACUCACAGGCUGUAGUUUCCUGACCCCUGCCCUAGAGCGUCAUGUGUGCACACCUCCUCGGGUUCUGCAAGAUUACGAGGUCCUUGGUCUCAUUCCUCUGUUGAUCCCCAGAGCAUUACAAGGGCUUUGGGAACCUAGGUAGGGUGGAGUGCAUUUCAGAAGUCUCCUUUCCUGGCAGCCUGGCUUCUGAUAGGCUCAGGCUUAGGGGGGCACCCAGCAUUGGGCAAGGGGGGCAAAAGCCACUUGGAGCCAUGAUCCCAUCUUGGUAAUGCUGUCCUCUGGGCCUCACUCCAGAACCAAGCAGCGGUCAAUCUCUGAUGGGCGUUAGAAUCAUUUGGAACACUUGCUUCAAAAGUCCUGGGCCCCUCCCUCCAGAAUUUCUGGAAGGUGGCCCGGGGCUCAGGGGUCUACAGGUUAACAGGUGCCCGCCUGGCUGUUGCUGACACAGGUGGUCUGAAGAGGACUAGCUAUGAGAAACCCAUCACGUGUAGGGAGGGGAUGGGUCCUGUCCAUUUCCACAGGAGGCCAGGCCAGGAUGGCCUCAGCUCCAAAACCCCACAUUGUGGUAAAGUGGAAGCUGUUAGGGCCAGAGGGCAGCUCAAUGACAAAUGGCCCACUCCUGUCCGCUGCAGAUGGGGAAACAGAGUCUGAGAGAGAACUGACCUGAUCCAGGCCACCAGGGAUGGAUGGUGCGUUUCACCUUGAUUUUCUGACAGUGGGGUUGGGGGUUAGGACUCCUGGAGCAGGGGUGAGAUUGGGGCUCGAGGGGUAUACUUUUUGCCUUUUGAAAGAUGAUUUCCUCUCCUCCUUGGGCCUGUGUGCCCAACUCUGAAAUGAUGGUGGCCAAGCUGAAGGUCAAGGCUAAGUCUGCUGUGUGGGCCAGGAGGAGGGGCAGGGUGGUGGGUGGUGGUGGCCCCACAUCCGGGGCUAUGGCUUGUGUUCUCCUGAUAGGCCCUGGGCCCUGGCCCUGUCAUGGCCCCCCAGGUUCCUGGGGAAAGGAAGGAAGAAGCAGAGUGUAAACAGCCGUGCCUAUCUCAGGAGGCCAGGGAGCAGGCAGCCUGGAGCCCAUGGGAACCCUGCCAAGUCCACAUUCGCCCGUGUACCAGACAGUUUUAAUUUCAAGCAUAAACUGGGUGUGCAAAGAGGGGCACAGCAUGGCUGGUGGAAGCCAAGAUGAGGACACUCUUGAGUCCUGGGGACAAAUGUGUGGCCCAGACCCUGCAGAAAGUGUGGUUUCCAGGACAGAGGAUGUGAACCCAACACCCUCAUUCACCAUGGGGCCACCGCUCAAGUGUGAGCCUGGAGGCGAGUUAGUGGUCAGAAGCCCCAGCUGGGAAACGAGAAAGUCCCAGAAUGAUCCAAGAGUCCUGCCACAGGCCCCAGACACAGAUGCUGGAGAUGCCCAACUCCGAGUGCCCUGUGAGAGUUGCAAGUGGGAAGCAAAGGUCCUGGGCCCUGUCAGUUCUGUCUUGAGGGCCGCCUGUCCUGGCAGGGGCCCUGCAGCCCAGUGUCCAGGGCCCAAAGGGUCACAGCAGCAGGCAGGGCCGGCGUUGUUUCUGCCGCUGGGCUUUCUUCAGAGCGCUCAGGGCAACCUUGGCAGCCUCUCGGAAGACGUCCUCCACGUUCUCCCGGAACUUGGCGGAACACUCCAGGUAGAGUGCAGCCUGGAUCUGCUCGCAGGCGCUCUGGCCCUAGGCGAGGAGGUGCCAGCAUUAGACAGGGCCAGAGUAUGGGGUCCCUGGAGGCCUGCUCACACCCUCUGGUCGAGGGCUAGCUUUGGGGGCUCAGUUAAGGGCCCCCUCUGUUCUCCAUCCCUAGGCCGGCCUCCCGAGUGUCAGGAUGGAAAGGGAGGGCCUGUGUGACGUCCCCCAGGGGUUGGGGCUGCUGGGAGAAGUUCAUCCCGGCCUCCGCCUGCCCCUCUCCAGCUUCAGGCUGAAUUCUGAGAAGUGCGAAGACCUCAAACAGGGCUUCCUAGAUCCUCCCUCUUUUCUGUAAAUAUGGUUCAGGCACCUGAACUUCCUCUUAGAGUAAAAGGAGGACUUUAUUUUAUAAAUGAACUUAUCUUUAUUAAUGCUUGCUUUUAUUGAGAUGUCUUUAUUAAUUUUCUUUUAUAUACAGAUGUAUUUAAGGGAAAUAUCCUUGUUUGUUCUCCACGCCUCGCCCAAAAAGCCGCAGGGUUUGGAUUUGCCUUGACUGUGACUCGUGGGUAGAGGAGCCUACUUUUGGAGCAGGGCCUGUCCCUCUAGUCCCCCGGUAGACAGGACGGGGUGGUGGUUAGAGUACAGGCUCAGGGUCUGAGAGCCUGGGGCCACAUCCUGGCUCCACUGAAGAGCUGCAUGACCCUGGACAAGCUAUUGACCCUUUCUGGGCUUCCACUUCUCCCUUGCACAAUGGGGGCUGCUAACAGUACCUGCCUUAGAGUUAUAAGGAUUAAAUGAAGGAAGCCAUGUAAAGUGCUCAGACCAGAAGGCUAUCAACAUUAUUAAUAAUUUUAAAUUAUUAGAAUCCUGCUUGCCUCAGCUCCCCCCAAGGCCACUAAGGCAUCCCAGUGGCAGAAGCAGAAGACUGGGGAGCCUUUUGACCAUGGCUGUGCCGCUGCCUUGGCUCCUGCUGGUGGGGUGGUGGUGGGGGGAGGGGUUGCCAGGUCACGGCCCACCUGCAUGUAGGUGAUGGGCUCCAGCUGGGCGGCCCGAAGUUUCCGCAGCUGCUCCUUGUCCUUCCUCAGGUCCGUCUUGCAGCCAAUGAGCACCGUGGGGGUCCCUCGGCAGAAAUGCGUGACCUCGGGGAACCACUGUGGGGGAGAAGGUGGGGCAUCAGGGCUGGGGGGCUGCUAUCAGCAUCCAGCCUAGGAGGCAGGCCUCACCUUGAUGAGGACGUUGUCGUAGCUGGUGGGGUUCAUGACGUCAUAGCAGAUGAGCACGAGGUGGGUGUUCUGGUAGGACAAGGGCCGCAGUCGGUCAUAGUCGUCCUGUCCUGGAACCAGAGCAAAGAUGGGGGUCAGGGAAACACCCCCGUCCAUGCUCAGAUGGGCAGGCGACUUAGUUUCCUCACUAUAAAGCAGGGGUGACAGCCUAUGGUACUGGGUGGUGACAAAGAUUCCUCAAAAGAAACCCACAGAAUUGGUGCUCAGCGAGCUGGGCCUGAUUACAGGGGAAGAAUGUGCUGGGAAAACUGCUAGCCGUCAUGACCGGGAGGAUGCUCCCUGCCUGGAUGCUCAGCUUGAAGGUGCAGACUUGGGGCCAGACUGCCCGGGCUCAGUCCCCCUCCAGAUUCGGAGCCACGGGGCUGGGGCGGCCCAGGUCGCUACAGUUAACAGCCGUGCCCAGCAUACCUUGGCUCUGGCUUCCCUGGGAUAAAGUGAGCUGUCAGCUGAGCUCCCCCGUCCAUUUCUGUGAACACCCAGGGCGGGGCACAGAUUGCUGGAAAGAGCAAGGAGCCACCUCCCAGCCCAGGUUCCCCUGCGCACUGGCUGUCACCCUUGCUGCAGUCGGAGCCACCUGGGGAGGGUUUAAGAAUCCUGAGGCCCCUCCCCAGCACCUGCUGGAUCAGAACCUGGAGGCUGGGCUGGAACCAAGAACAAGUUUUUAAAAGGUUUGGUUUAAACUUUUUAUACUGACAAUUUCAAACGUCCAGAAAAACUGCAAACAGAGCACUAAGAACCCUCUGCCUCAGAUUCGCUAAGUGUUCACCUUCUGCCCCACUUACCUUAUCACUGUAUAAACGCUUCGUUUCUCUGAAUCACCGCAGACGCCCCUUAAUGGUUCAGCACAUGUUUCCUAAGAACAAGGGCAUUCUCUUCCCCUACCAUGUCCUGGGUGGUGCAAACAGUCAGUGUGCUCAGCUGCUAACACCUACCCAGAGGUGCCUCGGAAGAAAGGGCUGGUGAUCUACUUCCAAGAAAUCAGCCAUUGGAAACCCUGUGGAGCACAGUUCUGCUCUGACGCACACGGCUUCGCCAUGAGUCGGAGUUGACUCCACCAUGAGGGAUUCUUACCCUACCAUAGUAAAGUAUCGCACUCAGCCAUCAACGCUGACACCAGACUCUGAUUCAGUAUUUUGAUUUUGCCAUUUCCCCAAUUAAAAAAAAAAAAAAAAAAACUUUUUGCCAGCGAGCUGAUUCUGAUUUAUAGUGACUCUACAAGGCAGAGUAGAACUGUUUAAGCAUAGGGUUUCCAAGGGGCGGCUGGUAGAUUCGAACUGUGGACCUUUUGGUUAGCAGCGGAACUCUUAACCACUCCACCACCGGGUGGCGCCAGUCUGCCCUCCACUCCCUCCCUGCCGCAGGUCUCAGGAGAAGUGGCCUCUCCACCCAAAGCUUACAUAUUGUCUACUGUCUGACUCCCCCGUGGAUGGUAAACACCAUGAGGGCAGGGGCCAUGUCCUUAAAACUAAAUCCUGGUACCCAGUAGGUGUCCUGUAAAGACAUGCUGGCUUUUGAUUUGAAAUUGCUGAACUCUUGUCAGAGGCAGCACAGAUAAAGGCUGAUAUGUGCCCCUGGGUCUGCCAUGACAGCCCACAAGGACAUUAGUGCAAGAGACAUCAGAGGGUUGGUGAAGGCAGGGGUUAGGCUGCUGGGAGUUGAAGGAGGAAGUCGAAACAGUGUGUUCAGAACACCUAGGGUGAGGCCUUUGCCCCUGUAGUUCCCUCUUCUAGAACACUCUCCCCCAUGUAGCAGCAUAGCUCACUUGCCCCUUCAGGUCUCUACAGAAAUGUCACCUCCUCCGAGAGACCUCCUGUUGGAACAACAGCCUCAUUCGUAUUCCGCCGCCCACCCCCGGUUGUGGUUUUAUUUUUCUUCACAGCACGCACGACUCCCUGACGUCAUGCUAUUUUCCUAUUUGUCUGCCCCCCCAGCACAUCAGCCCCCUGCAGAUGGGGGCCACGUCUGUACUGUUCACUGUGGCAUCCCUGGGGUCUAGCGCUGUGCCUGAAACACAGGCGUCUGGAAUGAAUGAACAAGCCAAAGAGUAGGUGAACACCAUGGAACAAUCCCAUCCGUUUCCUCUGCUGUGAGGACUCCCAUAGCCCUUUAGCAUUUACAAGGGCACUGCACUCGCAUGACCUGUGUUAAAUCCAAGCAGCCACUCUGGCAGGUAAGCAGGGAAAGUUCCAGGUCGGUGAGUUCUUUGCCUUGAGAGCCCAAGACAGCAGACGCCGAGGGGCCAAGGUCACAGCUGCAGUGCCAACUCGAUCCCCAGUGCCAAGGUCAGCUGCCUGUGCGGCCACUCCACAAGUGACAGUUCUUCCAGGAAACCCAGCCUUGCCAACUAGGAACUAAGCUCUGGGCCCCCGUUUCCUCACCUAUGAAACAGGGAUGCAUGAAGCCGGUGAGCCUGUGAACGCUUGCUCAUCGUAUGCCAAGGCCUGUCUGAAGCUCUUUACCUGCCUUAGGAAACCCUGGUGGUGUAGUGGUUAAGCGCUGCGGCUGCUAACCAAAGGUUGGUGGUUUCGAAUCCACUAGGCGCUUCUUAGAAACCGUAUGGGGCAGUUCUACUCUGUCCUAUAGGGUCGCCGUGAGUCGGAACCGACUAGAUGGCAACGGGUUUGGUUUUGACCUGCCUUAACUCAUCACGCCUCACAAUGACCCUACAAAGUUGGCUCCAUUUUACAGAUGCAGAAACUCAGGCAGAGAGAGGUGAAGUGAGCUGCCCAAGGUCACAUAGCUAAAGGGAAGCUUUGUAAUGACAGAGGACUACUGGCAGGACUCGGAAUGCCCUCGUGACAUGAUGGUUAAGUGCUUGGCUGCUGUAAGGUUGGUGGUUUGAACCCACCCAGCAGGCUCCCUGGGAGAAAAGACCUGGCAAUCUGCUAGAUUACAGCCUAGGAAAUCCUAUGGGGCAGUUCUACUCUGUCACACGCGGUCGCUAUGAGUUGAAAAUUGCCUUAAUGGCAUCCAACAGCAACAAUUCUCCUAGCCUGCCCCCAGAGGGUAGGCAGCUAUUCUCACCCUACAAGCCCCAGCCCUAACCAGAUGAGGAAAAAUGGCUGCCAACCUAACACCUAGAAAGAGAGGGACUCUGGGAGGGUGUGGGCAGCCAGCCCAGAUCCCACCUCCUCUGGGAUGGUUCCUGGCUUGACUCCUGUCUGGCUCAGCUUUUCCCAAGGUUCAGUGUGGGCCACCACGCAGGAACCAGGCCACGGACCAUAUACUUCCACCCUCCCCGUCACUCAGGAGAGCCACUCAGAUGCACCUUCCCUUGCAGGGCCUCAGUCUCCUUAUCUUCAAAAGGGGGGUGAUAACCCUGCCCCAGAUAUUAGAAGGGAAAGGACAUGGUAGGCUGGGAGAUGCUGGACAAAAGCAGAGGGAUUGCUACUGUGGCUACUAUUGAAACAAACUUCCUGAGGCGGGUGGGCUUCGGUGGGGGGGCGCUAACCCCGGGAUCUUUGGACCCACAAGCUUUAGGAGCCCACUACCCACAAGCACACCAUUACAACCCUCCCCCAGUUUAACCAUAACAGUGCCAAGGCUUAAGGGGGCCAAGCCACCAGCCCAGUCACACUGGGGCUUCACCCUGUCCUCUCAUGUGAGCUCAGGACAUCCAAACAGUCUGAGUUGUACACAAAGGAGGCAUUGUGGACUGAAUUAUGCCCCCCCCCCCCC
Messenger RNA from Loxodonta africana (African savanna elephant), 9443 nucleotides. RefSeq names its product transmembrane protein 120B (gene TMEM120B). The record is from RefSeq and is a predicted model, not a curated record. NCBI's taxonomy places the organism in Eukaryota, Metazoa, Chordata, Mammalia, Proboscidea, Elephantidae. The transcript is spliced from 13 exons. Gene Ontology annotation, cellular component: nuclear inner membrane. The coding region runs from base 87 to 1211 and encodes 374 amino acids. Gene Ontology annotation, biological process: fat cell differentiation.